AUGCCACCCCCAAACCCAAACCCGACCCCCAUCCCGAUCCCCGCCUUCGCCCUCACCCAACAAUCCCUCCUGUUAGACGAACACAACGUCGAAAUCUCCUCCUCCUCGCUCGCCACCACCGCCGCUUCCGUGUCUCCGUCUACGCGCCGAACCUUACAAGCAACUGGCUACGCGCUGACGGGACUUCUCCUCUCGCAAUGUCGCAUUGGAACGGGCGGGCGCAUGGUCGGCGAGUUCGGUGCUGACGCGGCGAUUACGCAGAAGGGGGGUGAUGGUGACAAGGGAGAUGGCGGGGAGCCGAAGUUAGGAGCGCAUGGGAUUAGGGUGGGGGAUGUGGUGAGGGUUAAUGAGAUUGGGUCGGGGCCUACAGGUGGGAAGAAAGGGGGAGGAGGAGCAGGGAAGGAUAAAGCGGCGGGGAAGGAGAAAGGAGCACCGGAAGGUGUGGUGACGAGAGUUGGGGAGAGGAGUAUUUGGGUUGCGUUUGGGCAGGUGGGGGGUGGGGGACGGUCGAAGGAGGAUGAUGAGGCGAUUGAGGAGCUGUGGGGAAAGAAGCUUUGGUUCAUCAAACUUGCAAAUGAUGUGACACAUCGACGGAUGAAGAUGACGAUGGAGAAGAUGGCCAAAAUGACAGAAUCCGACCAUACGCAUUUCAUGCGAGUUGCCUUUGGGCAUGCGACGCCGCUGCAGCCCGACUACGAAGCUAUUGGGCCCGUAGACUUCCUCGACCCAACUUUGAACGAUUCACAAAAAGAAGCCAUCCGGUUCGGUCUGGCUUCCCGAGACAUCGCGCUGAUCCACGGCCCGCCGGGGACCGGAAAGACGCAUACGCUGAUCGAACUGAUUCUCCAAAUGGUCCAGCGGAAGCUCCGCGUGCUGGUGUGCGGACCGUCGAAUAUAUCGGUGGAUAAUAUUGUGGAACGGUUGGCACCCAAGAAAGUGCCUGUGGUGCGCAUCGGCCAUCCAGCGCGUUUGCUACCGUCGGUUCUGGAUCACUCGCUGGAGGUCCUGACCCAUACAUCGGACGCAGGCUCCAUCGUGCGCGAUGUCCGUAAGGAUAUUGACCAGAAGGUGGCCAGUAUCCGGAAGACGCGGUUCGGCCGGGAAAAGCGGCAAAUUUUUCAAGACCUCAAGGAACUACGGCGGGAGUUCCGCGACCGGGAGGCAAAGUGUGUGGACAACCUCGUGGGAGAGAGCAAUGUGGUGCUGGCCACACUGCACGGGGCGGGCGGCCAUCAGCUCAAGAACCAAAAAUUCGACGUGGUGAUCAUCGACGAGGCGAGUCAGGCGCUGGAAGCGCAAUGCUGGAUCUCGCUGCUGUCCGCGUCCAAGGUGGUUCUCGCCGGUGAUCAUCUGCAGCUGCCCCCUACGGUGAAAUCUACCCCCCAGAAGACCAAGACGCAAGGGGCCGCCGGGGAGGAUCCGGCCGACAAGGACAAGGCGGGGAUUGGCCGGGUUUCACUCGAGACCACCCUGUUUGACCGAUUACUGUCGAUGCAUGGACCCGGCAUCAAACGGAUGCUCACGACGCAGUAUCGCAUGCACGAGUCGAUCAUGCGAUUCCCGUCCGACGAGCUCUACGAAUCAAAACUGAUGGCUGGCGACGCGGUGAAAGCGAGACUAUUAAAAGAUCUGCCGUACGACGUGGAGGAAACCGACGACACCAAGGAACCCGUAGUCUUCUGGGACACGCAAGGCGGGGAUUUCCCCGAGAAGGCAGAAGACAAGGAAGUAGGUCAGAAGGAAGCACUGCUCGGGGAGAGCAAAAGCAACGAGAUGGAGGCCUUGGUGGUGGCCAAGCACGUGGAUAAUCUCGUGCAAUCAGGGGUGAAAGCCGAGGACAUCGCGGUGAUCACGCCGUACAAUGGCCAAUUGUCGGUUCUGUCGCAGAUGCUGCGGGAGAAAUACCCCGGUUUGGAACUGGGAAGUGUCGACGGAUUCCAGGGUCGCGAGAAGGAGGCCGUGGUGGUCAGCCUCGUUCGGAGCAACGAGGAGCACGAGGUCGGAUUUUUAGGCGAGCGACGACGGCUGAACGUGGCUAUGACCCGCCCGAAACGACAUCUGUGUAUCUGUGGUGAUUCAGAGACCAUCAGCAAAGGCAGCGGCUUUCUCAAACGCUGGAUGGGAUUCUUAGAGGAACAUGCGGAUCUACGGUACCCGGACGCCGGCGAGUUACUAUAA
This is a messenger RNA of Aspergillus affinis, 2178 nucleotides long. Its product is annotated as putative DNA helicase. Gene Ontology annotation, molecular function: 5'-3' DNA helicase activity; ATP hydrolysis activity. The transcript is spliced from 5 exons. Bases 1 to 2178 code for a protein of 725 amino acids. Lineage: Eukaryota; Fungi; Ascomycota; Eurotiomycetes; Eurotiales; Aspergillaceae. The record is from RefSeq and is a predicted model, not a curated record.